Molecule: messenger RNA, 309 nt
Organism: Chaetomium globosum CBS 148.51
Lineage: Eukaryota; Fungi; Ascomycota; Sordariomycetes; Sordariales; Chaetomiaceae
Exons: 1
Coding region: 1-309 (102 amino acids)
Source: RefSeq, a predicted model, not a curated record
AUGGCCAACCUUCUUCUCCGCGAGCGUGGAGGCUUCACUUUACUCGACGCGUCUCUUACAUCCACCCCGGUCCCGGCAAUGACUGUCGGGGAGAACUGGGUCCAGCGGCUUCUUCAUCGGCAUCCCCAUCUGAACACGAAGUAUUCUAGGAAGUACCACUAUCAACAAGCCUUAUGCGAAGACCCAGAGAAGAUUUCAGCGUGGUUUGCACGGGUGCAAAAGACCAUCAACGAGUACGGAGUCCUCGACGUGGAUAUCUACAACUUUGACGAGACCGGCUUCCAGAUGGGUGUUGCAAGUACAUCCUAA